Messenger RNA from Lactuca sativa (garden lettuce), 1506 nucleotides. Its product is annotated as AP2/ERF and B3 domain-containing transcription factor RAV1. Gene Ontology annotation, biological process: regulation of DNA-templated transcription. The record is from RefSeq and is a predicted model, not a curated record. Lineage: Eukaryota; Viridiplantae; Streptophyta; Magnoliopsida; Asterales; Asteraceae. Gene Ontology annotation, molecular function: DNA-binding transcription factor activity; DNA binding.
CAUAUGAAGAUUUGAAAUAUCCCUAUAUAUACUCAAACCUUCUCUAAUAUACGAUCAUACCCAUUUCAUAACAUUUUUAUUUCUCUCUCAAGAAACAUCAAACCAACAUCAUUUAUUUCCCUAAAAAUGGAUACAAGUUGCACGGAUGAUCAAAGCACAACCACCGAAACCAUCUCCACCGUUGCACCAACGGUUGUCACCCCACGGCAGCCGCCUGUGGAGACUAGCCUUUGCCGCGUCGGAAGCGGAGCUAGCGUGGUUCUUGACCCAGAAGGAGGGGUGGAAGCACAGUCGAGGAAACUGCCGUCUUCAAGAUUCAAAGGAGUCGUCCCACAACCGAAUGGUCGUUGGGGAGCUCAGAUUUAUGAGAAACACCAAAGGGUAUGGCUUGGCACGUUUAACGAGGAAGAUGAAGCUGCCAUGGCGUAUGACGUCGCCGUACAACGGUUUCGUGGUCGAGACGCCGUCACAAACCUCAAGCCACUUGAAGCCGACACAAAAGAAGCGAGCUUGGAAGCGAGUUUCUUGAGCCGUCAUUCGAAAGCCGAGAUCGUUGAUAUGCUAAGAAAACACACGUAUAAUGACGAACUGGAGCAAAGCAAAAGAAACUGCAGCAUCGUUAAACCCAUUUCGGGAGCCGGGUUAAGUUGUUCAUCCGGGUCGGGUUCCGUCAUACCACGUGAACAUCUCUUCCAAAAGACAGUCACCCCUAGCGAUGUCGGCAAACUGAACCGACUCGUGAUACCCAAACAACACGCAGAAAAACAUUUCCCGGUUCAGAGAGGAAGUACUUCAAAAGGAGUUCUUUUACAUUUCGAAGAUAAUGAUUCAAAAGUAUGGAGAUUUCGUUACUCUUACUGGAACAGCAGCCAGAGCUACGUUUUAACCAAAGGGUGGAGCCGGUUUGUCAAAGAGAAAAACUUAAACGCCGGUGAUAGUGUCAGCUUUCAGAGAUCAACUGGACCGGAAAAGCAGCUGUACAUAGACUGGAAAGCAAAAACCGGGUUGGAUAAUACCAACACACAGCCUAUCCAACCGGUCAAACUUGUCAAACCGGUUCAGAUGUUAAGAUUAUUCGGAGUUAACAUUCCGAGUAUCAUUAAUUGCAAUGGCAAGAGAAGUCAUGACACAGAAAUGGAUUUAUUAGGGUUUGAGGAUUGUAAGAAACAAAGACUUAUCGAUGCAUUGUAACAUUUUGCUAUUCUUUAGGGGUAUUUUAAUUUUUUUAAAAAAAUUAUUGUGCAAUUGUUUUGAUCAUGUGGGAUGAAGCUGGAAAGAGGUGGGAAUGGAAUAGAUGAGAAUGCAAGUUGCAAAAGAUUAAAGCUAAACAUAUUUGUUUUAGAGGAGAAAAGGGUGGUGUAGACCUAACAAAAAUGACAAUGUGUAUCUAGAAACUGUAGAUAUAAAAACACUAUGGAUAUCUUUCUACUUGUUUGAAUGUAUCAAGCUAUUGUUUAUUUACUAUUUAGUUUUUUGGUAUAAAAAUUUAAGAAGUAAAUUAGUUCA